Molecule: messenger RNA, 752 nt
Organism: Chionomys nivalis (European snow vole)
Lineage: Eukaryota; Metazoa; Chordata; Mammalia; Rodentia; Cricetidae
Gene: Psca
Product: prostate stem cell antigen
Exons: 3
Coding region: 23-397 (124 amino acids)
Source: RefSeq, a predicted model, not a curated record
CUCCCAGCUGCCCACUGCAACCAUGAAGGCUCUCUUUUUUGUCCUGUUGGCCACCUACUUGGCCCUGCAGCCAGGUGCUGCCCUGCAGUGCUACUCCUGCACCGCGCAGGUGAGCAACACAGACUGCCUGAACGUGCAGAACUGCAGCCAGAGCGAGAACAGCUGCUGGACAUCACGCGUCCGGGCCAUUGGACUUGUGACAGUUAUCAGUAAGGGCUGCAGCUCAAACUGUAUGGACGACACGGAGAACUACUACGUGGGCAAGAAGAACAUCACGUGCUGCUACACCGACCUGUGCAACGUCAGUGGGGCCCACGCCCUAAAGCCAGCCGCCACCACCCUGGGGCUGCUUACUGUGCUCUGUGGCCUGUGGCUGUGGGGCUCUAGCCAUCUAUAGGCUCUCGGGGGCCCCCACUACAGCCUCUACUAGACAGGGAUACCCCGCCACCACCCCUAACAUUCACACAGGGCUGGCCUUCGCCCUGACCCUCCUGGAGCUCCCUCAUCUCUGCAGCUUCCGUUUCUACAGCUGGCACCUUGCCCACCCCUCCCCGCCCCCACCAGCACCACGUCCCACCAGUUCUGCUUGGGUACUUCUGCUGCAGGACUCCCUCACCACCCCCACUCUCCGGGAGCACUUGGGAAGGGCCCGGUGAAGCCUGAAAUGAGCUAGACUGGGCAGAAAAGAAGCUGGGAGGUGGGUGUGAGAGACUGGGAGUCCAGUGGGGGGAUCUGCCCCAUGUUUAUAGAGC